Molecule: messenger RNA, 4113 nt
Organism: Acanthosepion pharaonis
Lineage: Eukaryota; Metazoa; Mollusca; Cephalopoda; Sepiida; Sepiidae
Source: the annotation of a GenBank genome assembly
AUGUAUGUCAACAAUGACCAUGAUUUAUCUGUAUGUAAGAGAGAAAUACAAAUUGCAAAAACACUAAGUGGGCACAAGAACAUCAUCAAAUAUGUAGAAUCCAGUAUUACUGUCACCCCAAACAAAGUCUAUGAGGUCUUAAUAUUAUUACAGUAUUGUCGUGGUCAUGUGAUGCAGAUGAUGUCUGAUAGAAUUGGGACAGGUUUCAGUGAAAAGGAAGUUUUGAACAUAUUCUCUGAUGUAUGUGAAGCUGUUUCUCGAUUACACCACUGCCAGACUCCAAUUAUACACAGAGAUCUCAAGGUGGAGAACAUUUUGCGAGAAGAUAGUGGAAAUUAUGUCCUCUGUGAUUUUGGCAGUGCCACAGCAAAGUUCUUGAACCCUGUCCAACAUGGAGUCAGUCAAGUGGAGGAAGAGAUUCGCAGGUACACUACACUUCCAUAUCGAGCCCCUGAAAUGGUUGACCUCUAUGGUGGCAAAACUAUAACAACAAAAUCAGACAUUUGGGCUUUGGGAUGUCUACUAUAUCGGCUGUGUUUUUUCUCAUUGCCUUUUGGAGAAAGUGCUUUAGCAAUUCAAAGUGGAAACUUUACUAUCCCAGACAAUUCAAGGUAUUCAAAAGAACUUCAUUCUCUUAUAGCUUAUAUGCUGGAAGUGGAUCCUGAAAAGCGCCCUGAUAUAUACCAAGUUUCCUAUGUUGCCUUCUUGCUCCAGAGCAAGGAUUCUCCAGUGCCCAACAUGAAUUGUUCCCCAAAUCCUGACAUAGCGAAAUUACCUUGUCCAUUAACUGAACAAGAAUUCAAACAAGUGAAGACAACAACCUUCAAAACCGUCACAACUCCAACCAUUGAGACGACAACUGUUACACCUCGACAAAGACCUAAAGGACAAGCUAUGCCACAAAGCGGUGCCCUUGGUCUGCCUGUCCACACCUCAGUCACAUCUCGGAAACGUCCAGAGUUGCCACAGACAUCUCCAGCAUCAAACGCUGUGUCUCCAAUGCAAACAUUUCCUCAACAAGGGGCUGUACCUCCAACGCCAUCUUCCAUAACAACCUCACACACAGCAUCGGUAGUACAUCAGUUUGAUCCUCGGCAACAUUCAGCUGGACAGACAACUUCUUCAUCUUAUAACCAAAGCCAAGGACCACCAGUGCAACAGCAGCAGCAACAGCAACAACAACAGGCACCAGCCCAACCCCAAUCCCAGCCAUUAUCGCAGCCCACAUCGACAUCACAACUUGCAAGUUCUGCUAAUACCACUAGCAUGAACCCUUUACAAACCCAAUCCAUAUACAUGCAGCAGCAACAACAGCACCACCAACAACAGCAGCAGCAGCAGCAGCAACAACAGAUGCAAUCUGUGUAUAAUUUACAACAGUCGCAAAUGACGCCCGUCUCCCAGGUAAUGCCACAUCCACAGCAAAUAAUACCAGCUGUUGGACCCCCUGGGGGACAGGCCCAGUUUGCUGCCCCUGCAUCUCUUCCACAUCAACAAAAAAAUAAUCAACUACCAAGCAAACAAGUGACCCCUCCAACCUCAAUGCAAAAUCAAUUCUGUGCCUCUGGCCUUCCCCCGGUGACAAUGACUAGGGGCCAGUCUCAGUCUAGUAUGGUGAACACUGAUGGUGGUGCUUAUACUUCACCCCCUACUGAUCUGCUACUUUCUGAUAAAUCUCCUGUGAUUAACCGUCCAGUGACACACCUGCUGCCACUGGAUGCAGGUGGAGGAGGAGGUGCUGGCAAACCUAAGGCUGUGGAACUUCCACUUACUUUGACGCAUCAGGCCAAGGAUCCUCAUCAGGCAGCUGAACAUCCUGUUAGAAAUGCUGGAAAGCUAACGACUGCUAAGAAUGAUAGCCAGCCGUUGAUCUCAAUCACACCACCUCAUUCUCCACCACCUCCAACCCGCACUUCAGUGAAAGGUCAUCGGCGUAAUGUUAGUGACACAUCUUAUAUUACAAUGGGCGGCAAAGGAAGUGCAUUCAGGUCCCCUAAUCUUUCAAGGCCACUAUCUAUGGAUAUGUCAGAAUGGAAUCCAUUUGGAGAGGAUAAUUUUAGUUCAUAUACAGAGGAUAUUAUCUUUGGGAAAGAAUUUGAUAAAAUUCGAAGAGGUUCCAAUAGCAGCAAGAGCUCUUCCACCUCCAAGCAUGUUCCUGGUCAUCGUGGCUCAUCCCACCACCAUCACCAUAAUCAACAACAACUACAACAGCGGCGGCAUGGCCGUAGCAGUUCGGACAGCUCACACUCCAGUCUGGGAGUAUCGACCACCUCAAGCAAUCAAGACAUAAGCUGUAUAGUUUCAAGGAUUGUUUAUAAUGAUGUCGUUAAGAUACUGGAACGCCGAGCAUCAUGCAUUUGUAAGGGAGAUAAUUUGAAAGAAAAUGUUUCCAUUACAAAUUUUGAUGAUGUUGUUCCGAAAAGCCCUCGGCGCCAUAGCACCGGUUCAGCAGACGUAGCACUUGAACACACCAAGGAUCUGAUUGAUUUCAACUCAGAGACAGGUGGCAAGUCCCACGACAUUUUUGGAGGCAACACUUUGAUAAAAGUGGCAUUAGGGUUGGCUUCGAAGAAAUACAAGCAACUCGUGGACACAGAUGAGAAGGAGGAAAAGAAACGGCCUGAAAGCAAAGGUAAGAAGCUAGGAAGCAAGCCAGCUGUUGUUCAACCUAAAGAACUUGUUGAUUCAAGUUCUGAAGAUUACCAAGGUGGCAUCAUUAACCAAGGUGCUGCUGACUUCAGCUACCAAGAACUUGAUGAUGAAUAUGGCAGUCGUCCAAGUGCUGUGAAACCGACAAAACACAAAGAAGGAUUUGAGUCAAUUGAAGAAUAUGAUGCAAGCAAGAACAUUAGAAACUUCCCAAGUGACCAUUCAAUUUCCCAUUACCAAGUACCUGAAGGCCAGGGAGACAGAAUUGUUGGACACGAGUAUGGUGUGAAACCCUUGCUUGAUGAUGAUGAGCUUGAAGAUACAUAUGCAAAUGUUGGUGCUUCUCAGAGCAGUAAUCUUCAGACAAAGAGACAGACUAUGAGCCAGGAGAAUAUUGGCUGUGAGGCUGGCCUCAUGAACUCUCCGUUUGACGAAGAUGUUUUUGCGGCAGCCCCAUUCCCCAUUAAAUCAAACACCAAACGGCGACCUAUCAGUGCAAUUAUAACAAGCUCAACUUCAACAGCUUUAUCCUCUUCCUCAUACCUACUAGAAGAUGUGUUUGCAAAAGCUCCAUUCAGGAGCAAACUAAGCAACAAACUGCGAGGUGUCAGCAAGAGGAAACGAACAAGCAGCUCAACUCAUUCACUGUCCACUCCGCACACUCCACCGACAGUCAACGAUGAUGUGUUUUCAAAGGCACCAUUUAGUGGCAAGAAAACCCCUAGCUCCAUUCCCACUGCCCCCUCUUCAUGUGCUGUUACACCCGAUCUGGAACCUCCACAACCAGUUCCAAUGUUUGAACCUUCACAGACUGUCACUCCGGAGAUGGAGUUCUGCAGCUCUCCAAGUCAGGCAAGUUCAGUGCCAUCUUCAGCUGGCAGCCAAGAUGUCUUUGGUGCUGUGCCAUUUCCUGACAUGUCUUCUGUAUAUCCUAGCACAUUACAGCCACAUCUCAGUAGCAGCAGUGAAGACAUCAUAAAACUAAGUCCUCCCCUAGACGAUCAGCAGUCAGAAGACUCGUUCCUCUUGGCAUUGUGUGAUGCUGAAACUUCUGCUGAGGGACCAAACCACACAUGUGCUGAGAGCCCUUCUAGUGAGGAUGAGGCCUUCCGACAGAUGGCAGAGUCAUCGGCAGCGAGGACUUCAACUCAAGUGGCAACCUCUACUAAACAUUCCAAAAGCAGUAAAUCUAAAUUCCGUAGAGGUCUAAGAGACAUCUCCAGUUCUGCUUUUUCCAAUAUGAGUUACUUUGAUGAUGAACUGGAGCAUGAUGAUGAUAGAAUGCACUCUGAACCUGCUGGUACUAGCCCCCAAGUGACGUCUGUGAUGCUAAUUCCUCUAUUUACUUAUUGCUGCAACAUCAUUCCCCUCCCCCAACCAAAUUGUUUUUUCUUCUUUUUUUUUUCAGCAGUGCUUUUACCCCCCUCCCUUCCCCCCCCAAAUAGUGCAUACACUGAGUUGUAA